Messenger RNA from Mollisia scopiformis, 947 nucleotides. RefSeq lists its product as uncharacterized. The transcript has 6 exons. Lineage: Eukaryota; Fungi; Ascomycota; Leotiomycetes; Helotiales; Mollisiaceae. The coding region runs from base 279 to 629 and encodes 116 amino acids. Gene Ontology annotation, cellular component: endoplasmic reticulum membrane. The record is from RefSeq and is a predicted model, not a curated record. Gene Ontology annotation, molecular function: protein folding chaperone. Gene Ontology annotation, biological process: protein insertion into ER membrane.
CUCCAACCAACGUUGCGGCGCGAGACGACGGCGGCAAAUCUAGACUGUCUAGACUGUCUAGACUGUCCACAGUAGACUCUGUUCUGUACUGUAAUAAUCUGUAUCAUACCAUACCUGGAAGGGAACAUUGAGACUUCUAGUCCAGGCGGCAAGUGCCGUCGCUCACCACCCGACCACCCGAAUCGGCUGUCGGCGUCUUCACUUCCUUUGUCGGUACCAUUCAGGAUUCAACACCCGUACAAUUAAUUGACGUUCCAAUUCACACCACUAAUACAAUCAUGGCGACCAAGAAAGAUAUGCGGAGAGCUGAUCUCAUCAUCCCAUAUCAGAUUCCCGCAGCGAAGGAGGGAGCUUCUGAUAUCAGCGGCACGUUGGGGAGCACUCUACCCAUGGCUGCUAUGUUCACACGGAAUAAGUUCAUUGGCUGGGCCUCCGUUGUGUUUGCUAUACAAAAUUGGCUUGGAGAGAGUGAAGACGCGAAGAAGACUGCUUCACAGCCUGCCUACUUUUCUGUAGGCAUGUCUCUAAUGGCUCUUGUGGUAACCUACCUUCCGAUGUUCUUACCUCCGCCGUCGAUUCCUGGUCAGGGUACAGGUACAGAAGCCCCUGCUGCCGUCCCCGUCUCAUGAGCUAUCCGAAGGAAGGAGGGGGUUGUGUAUGUAUAAUAGAAUCGAGCUGGAGAUACCCAUCUUGUCAAAAAAUCCAUAACGUACUGUAUUUUGUGAUGCAUUUCCAAAUGUUUUCCAAGUCCAAGGGUACGAUACCACAGCAUGUACAGUCGUUGGAUCCUUCUAUAUGACAUCCAGUGGGAAUCACAACCGGCUUUAAUCUGCGUAUCUUGGUCCUUCCAAGAUCCCUAGACUUUCUAGAAAGCUCUGUGAAAUGCACCGGGUGAUAUGGUUAAGUCCAUCCAUUUAUUAGAGUGCAAAAGUACCUUAAUUCUGGAC